AGGGCAGGUUUUAGACUGAUUUUGAAGAGGAUGUUUUUGAUGGACCUGGCAACUCCGAUUGCAUCGCUACUGGCGGGAAGCGGCGGCAGUGUAAACACGGAGGGAGGCCGGUGUGGAUCUUUCGCUCUGUAAUCAUCUUUACCGGGCCGCUAUGGGUUCAGAACCGCCUGUGGAGUCAGCGCGCGGCUGGGUGAAGACCCGAGAGGCGGCGGCGCGGUUCCGAGAGCUGCUGCUCUGCUCCAAAUGUUUAAACAUCCUGACGGAGCCGGUGUGUCUGGGCAGCUGUGAACAUUUGCUUUGCAGGUCGUGUGCCGGUCCGCAUGUUGGAGAUGGCUGCAGUGUGUGCCACAGUCCUGCUUGGGUGAAAGAUAUCCAGAUCAAUAGACAACUCAGCAACAUCACUGAGCUCUUCCUCAACCUGGAGUCAUUGCUUUGUCCUCCAGAGGUCCAAGACCCUCAGAAUGCAGAAUCCUCCACAUCUCCAAACGAGUCCUCUGUCCUCAAGCACAAGAAGAAUUUCAAGAUCUGGUUCAGUCCAAGGAGCCGCAAAGUGCGCUGCCGAGUGGAGAAACAGGUGGAGGUGACCCUGCAGACGGGAAAAAGUCCUACUGGGUCAUCUGAGCCCGCAUCCAAAACCAAAGACCCGAAACUCCUGUCUGUCUUCAACUUCAACUCCUCCUCUCAGGAUUCUGGAUCUUCUUCUCCUCAAAGGGAAGGAGGAAGUGAUGGAAGGAAGAGGAAAAGGAAGAAACGCAGCAUGGGGGCUGCCAGCAAAGCGGCCAGUGACAGACCUAGGCCGCCCACCAGGAAUCAGACCAAGCAGAACCUGAAGAAGAUGAGGCUGGAGGCUGUGAACCAGCAGUGGGGCUUCAGUAAAGAUGGUGCAGUGGAUGGUGCAGAGCAUGGUGAGGUUCAAGGAGAAGAGGAGAUGAAGAAGAAUGUGAGCAUUAAUGAGGGGAGAAUAAGUAAAAGGGUGUACUUCCAAUGCCCUGAUGGACAACCUGAACCUGAACCUCAGGUAGUUCAAGAAUGUCAAGAAACCCCUUCCCAGGGGGUCCCCAGCCCAAGGAGGAGCAUCCUGAAGGAGGGAACAGCAAAGGAAGUUCAGAACGUGCUCCAGUCUCCCUGUAACAACCAGACUGAAUCAGUUGAUGAAAUUAAAACCCCUACUCGUCUUCGUUCCCCUGGUAGAACCCCCAAAAGAACCAGGCUGGAGGAGAACAGAAGCAGCCCACAGUCCACACCAAAGAGGCCCAAGCUCUCUCCAGGCCGUAGACGGAGAUCAGCUCCAGCUAGAGCCACCAUACUGCCCACUCCUCCACCUUCUCCAGACUGCUCCAGCUCCAUCCUCCGUAACGCUCCUGAAAAAGCCAGAAAAGAGCAGCAUGGGAGCCCAGCCAGCUCUCCUGCUACUGGGAAGAGAGAUCCACUGGAGAGACAGAGCCAGAGCAGUCCAGCCUACAUGAAGAGGAACCAUAAAGGAGAGACACCACUGCAUCUGGCGGCCAUUAAGGGAGAUGUGGAGGCGACAAAAGAGCUCCUGGCUCAGGGAGCUGACCCCAACAUGAAGGACCACGCUGGCUGGACUCCACUGCAUGAAGCAUGCAACCUGGGCCACCUGGGUGUGGUGGAGGUGCUCCUGCAGCAGGGGGCGCUGCUGAACACUCCUGGCUAUGAGAAUGACUCCCCUCUUCACGACGCGGUGAGGAACGGACAUGCGGCUGUGGCAAAAGUCCUGCUGGAACAUGGAGCCUCUCCAAACGUCCUGAAUAUAGUUGGACUCCGACCUGUCGAUUAUGCAGCGACUCCAGAAAUGAAAGAGAUCCUGAAAGUGAGCCCUGAGGCACCCCAUCCUGUGACCGUGCCACUAACCUCACCAGCCAGCCUCUCAAAGCCUGCAGGCGUUAUCAGGAGGGAUGUGCCCGUCACUGUGAUGGGUAGUAAACUGACCCAGCCCCAGCAGAACCAGCUCGUCAAAGCAGCUCGUAUUCUGGGAGGAAAGCGAGCGGAGGCCUUUUCCAGCGCAGUCACCCAUGUGGUCGUGCCGGAUGGUCCUGUGCCCACCACUCUGACCGCACUGCAGGGCAUCCUCAGCGGCUGCUGGGUCCUCAGCUUCAGCUGGCUGGCUAAUUCCCUGCAGCAGCGCAGGUGGCUGGACGAGAGUGAGUUCGAGCAGGGCGAGGGUCCGCAGCGGGCUCGUGUGAACAGGGACAAUCUGCUGCCACGGCUGUUUGAUGGCUGUUUUUUCUACCUGCUGGGAUCGUUCCAGAAGCCUCCGAAAGACGAGCUCCUGCAGCUGGUGAAGGCGGGAGGAGGCCAGCUCCUCAGCCGGCAGCCCAAACCGGACAGCGACGUCACCCAGACGCUGAGCUCGGCGGCUUACCACGCCCAGCCCGGCUCGGAUCAGGCCUUCUGCACGCAGUACAUCCUGUACGACCCUGAGGGCUCCUACAGACCCGACCGAAUCCGCCUGGGUAAAGUGUGGUCGGCGCCUUCUACCUGGCUUGUGGAGUGCAUCAAAACCUUCAGUCUGCUGCCUGUACCAGAACUGUAGUCCAACAGGACUGUUAAUAUUACUGCAUCCAUUUUCAAAUGUCAAAUAUUAAUCAAUAUGUAUAGAUAUGUACAGUACAGGCCAAAAGUUUGGACACACCUUCUCUUUUUCAAUGCGUUUUCUAUAUUUUCAGGACUAUUUACAUUGUUGAUUCUCACUGAAGGCAUCACAACUAUGAAUGAACACAUGUGGAUUUUUAUGUACUUAACAAAAAAUGAGCCGACCUCCACAGUCACCAGACCUGAACCCAAUCCAGAUUUGAGGUUUGGGGUGAGCUGGAGCACAGAGUGAAGAAGGCAAAGGGGCAACAAGUGCUAAUAAACACCUCUGGGAACUCCUUCCUUCAAGACUGUUGGAAAACUUUUCAUUUCAGGUGACCACCUCUUAAUGAAGCUCAUUGAGAGAAUGAUGCCAACAGUGUGCAAAGCAGUAAUCAGAGCAAACGGUGGCUAUUUUGAAGAAACUAGAAUACUUAUUUCACCUUUUUUUUUAGUUAAGUACAUAAAACUCCACGUGUUCAUUCAUAGUUUUGAUGCCUUCAGUGAGAAUCUACAAUGUAAAUAGUCAUGGAAAUAAAGAAAAGGCAUUGAUAAAGAGAAGGUGUGUCCAAACUUUUGGCCUCUACUGUGAAUGAUUACAGUUGUGGUCUGAUUAGGUUGACUGGGUUUUUCCACAAAAAGCCGUAAACGUGCUUCAAAUUUUUCUUUGUCUCUGUGAUGCCAUCGCAUACAAAAGUCAGACUCCCCUAGUAGUGAUACAAGGGACACUACAAACAAAUCAGUGAUAUGUGCAGGACAUCCUGCAUCCAUGGCAACACUUCCUUGUCCUGAGUGCUCACCACAUUAAUCACCAGUUAAGUAUUCAGGACAAUGCAGAUUGUAGUGAGGCUGCAAUAUCUGUAGGUAAAUGUGCUGUAGAAAGCCACAUGGAACCAGUAUGUCUACAUGCUCAACCGUAUCUCAUCUUGUAUCUAGGCUCGGGGUCCAACAGGAUACUAGAGCCUUCCUUCAAUUCAAGUUUUCCCACAAUAAUCCAUUUUCCACAUCCUCUAUUAUAGAAAUUCUAUAAUUAUUCUUUCACUUUAUUACUAUCAUUAUGUUUUGCAUUGUAGAUUAAUACUAUAGUCAUUCAAACCAUGUAGAAAAACGUGUGGAAUUAUUUAGUGCACACAAGUAAGCGCCUCUAGCACAUAUUACACAAUGUUCUAAUCCAUAUUAUGACAAGAACUACUCAUCUAAGUAAAGAAAGAAAUAACUAAGAAAUUAAGAUAAGUUCUCAAGAUCUUUGAAAGUAUCAAGUGCAUUCACAAAGACCAUCAACAACAUUAUGAUGAAACUGGCUCUCAUCAGGAAAACCCCUGGAAAGGAAGAGCAAAAGUUCCCUCUGUUGUACAGGAUAAGUUUAUCAGAGUAACCAGCCUCAGAAACUGCAAGUUAAAAAACAGCUCCCCAGAUAAGAGCACCUAAAUGCUUUUUCACAGAGUAUUUUGGUUUGUUUAACAGUCAUUUUAAGUUACUACAUGAUUCCUUAUGUGUUCCUUUAUAGUCUGGAUGUCUUCAGCAUUAAUUUACAAUGUAGGAAAACUUGAUUUUUAUAAAAACAGCAAAAAAGUGGUAACCUGAUGUGAUAUUUAGGGGUGGGAGAUAUGGCACGAUAUUUUAGGGUAUGAUGUCGUUCACAAUAUUCAAAUAUGUUGCCGAUAUUUUUGCAUACGAUACGAUAUAGCACAGCCCUAGUAGAGCACAUACACAAAUAAGUUUAGAAUAUUUCUAUUUGUCCAUUUUUCAUUCAUCAUGAAAUUCUGACACAGUAUAAACAAGACUGUGGAAAAGACAUCUAACAUGGGGAUUUAAGGUUUGAAUAUCUGGCACCAGGCCUGUUUCCAGGAAGCUUUGGAUGCCUAAUGUUCAUCUUUUUUGCUGCAGAGACUGUUAAGCGGCUACGCUAGUGGUUUCUUAAUGGACUUGCCAAUUAUCUGAUAAGAAGGAGACAUCGAAACGUGCAAUUUGGCCAGAAGACCCACUGCUGUGUCUGAGAAUAUAAUGAUGAUGAUUGCACUGUAAAGCUUAUAAAACUCAGCUGAGCUAAGUGCAGUCUUGGCAGGCUAUAUUCUUUUUUUCUUCAGGUAGUUAAAGAGGUGCCAGCUUUGGCCAGAACUGUUCCUACAGUACCUGCAGUAUCUACUGUAUCUACAGUUUCUACAGCUCCUAUAAGGUGGCUGUACUUUUUUUUUUUAAACUGUCUUUUCAUAUGAUUUAGCCCAGCUGGCUAAUACAGGAACUAUGGGUGGUGGAUACCAAGAGGUGUAAAAGAGGCCUACCCAAAAAUAUUAAUGAAUAAUUUGUUAAAUCUUGGUCUGUUUUCUGUGAUUUUUGCAUGAUUUCCUUUUAGGCUGCGAUAAUUUUGAUUCAAACAUGAAAAAAUAAUGAAUAAGAGGUUAUAAUUACGAUAUCUAUCUGUGUUAAAGAAAAGAAAUAAGCCUGGCUCUCCCGCUGAGCUUCGUUUCGCCGUUUCGCUUUGCAGAUUACUGUGUUGAACAUUGUUGAAUGGCUUCGCAGAGCUAUUGUGCCUGUUCUUUUUAUGGGUCGAAUUAUUACACCAUCUGAUGAAAGAAAGAAAAUUAGGAUAGAGCCACUUUUUUCUUUUUCUUUUUUUUUUUUUUGGGCUGUGAUGUGACCCACUUUUGAACACUGCAUUUAUUUACUCUGCAACUUGGCAGAGUCUCGCCUCAAAAUACACAUUGUAAUUGCUAAACCUUCAAAAAGAAAAAACGCAAUUGUUUGUUUGAUGUUUUGCUGUGACUAAUUUUCUCUGUCUAAAGCAAGUUCAUUUCUUUGCUGUCUGGAUGCCAGAAGGCUUUCUACCAAAGAUCUGUGAUGUGCAGAUUGAUUUACGGGAGGAGAGAGUGGAAGACAUGAGCGAUACUACGUUCAAUUUUUAACAUUAAACAGCCAUUACAUUA
This is a messenger RNA of Astyanax mexicanus (Mexican tetra), 5516 nucleotides long. RefSeq names its product BRCA1 associated RING domain 1 (gene bard1). NCBI's taxonomy places the organism in Eukaryota, Metazoa, Chordata, Actinopteri, Characiformes, Acestrorhamphidae. Gene Ontology annotation, molecular function: protein binding. The record is from RefSeq and is a predicted model, not a curated record. The transcript has 11 exons. The coding region runs from base 152 to 2554 and encodes 800 amino acids.